Toxorhynchites rutilus septentrionalis is the source of this 773-nucleotide messenger RNA. RefSeq lists its product as uncharacterized. Bases 20 to 715 code for a protein of 231 amino acids. Lineage: Eukaryota; Metazoa; Arthropoda; Insecta; Diptera; Culicidae. The record is from RefSeq and is a predicted model, not a curated record. The transcript has 2 exons.
UCUAAAGUCGCAGCAAUCCAUGGCAAUAAAAUUUUCACAUUUGAAUUCUUUCCAUCAAAUAAAUAAUACCACCGAUAGUGUUGGGAAAAUACUGAAAAUGGAAAAUAACUCGACGACUUUAGCCCUUGAGCUAUGUGCGGAAUUGUUAGUGGAGGUGUUCCCGGAUGUUUCACCAGUCCUGAAGAAGUGCACAGUCAAGAUUGGACCAAACGUAUGGGUAAAAUCGGGCCCAUAUGCCGAUGUAUUUCGCACAACGUUACCAGCAUUUAUGAUUACCAUUGUGCUUGGUUUAUUUCUAACUCGACGCACCAUUGUCUCAAACGUUAACUGCAACUUAUUUAGGAGAGCAUUUGGAGUUAAAAUGAUUAGCGUUUUACGACUAGCGACGAUGGAUUAUUUUUCGAAUACAAACCCAAGUGUUGGUUGCGAUGGUAUGCAUGCUUCAGAAAAACCAGAAGUAGUUGGAGAUACUGAUGGAUCGGAGUACAUUUCCACGGAGGAGUUGACAGAAAAGUCACAAUGCUUGGAAGAUUCAUCUAAUUGUGAGGUCAACCGACCCGGAAUAGCUACAACGGAUCUAUUAAACAUAGGAGAAAAUCUGACGGACAUUGGAGAGCAUAUCACCACAAAACCAAAAAUUGUGCUGCCCUGUUCACAAAUGGUUUCUACGAAACAAUUGUUAGCAAUGAAGCUAGCUCUCAUGGGUGACGAAUAAUUGAGAAUACGUCCGUUCGUGACAUUCGCUUAUUCUAUGAAAACAUCUAUAAUUUACA